Molecule: messenger RNA, 1653 nt
Organism: Closterium sp. Yama58-4
Lineage: Eukaryota; Viridiplantae; Streptophyta; Zygnematophyceae; Desmidiales; Closteriaceae
Source: the annotation of a GenBank genome assembly
AUGGCUGCAGUCGUCGGCGCAUCGCGACCGGAGAUCCCGGAGGCCGCGAAGCAGAGCGGUCUCGCGUGGGUGCAGGCGUUGCGCCGAUACGUCGAGGAGGACAACAGCAGAAGCACCGCCGCAAGCGCAGCUGCCGACCGCGGAGGACUCGCGGGAAUUAAGGGGCGCGGAGGAAGAAGUUCCCCCCACGCGGGCGGUUCCGACAAGCUGACGGGGAGGAAUAGCCUGGGAAUUGGCGGAAGGCCUGGUGCGCGCGGGGGAGGUAUGGAGGCUGCGCUAGCGUCUGCGAGUGCCGCAGCGACGGAAGCGGCUGCGGGACCUGCUAGCGGGCCAGACGGCGCGGAACAUAACUUAGAGGACGAGGUGUUGCGGCAUCUGCGGCACAUCAUGGAAGCGCGAAGGCUACAGCAGCCCGCCGCUCCCGCCGACCCUAUCCCUGUGUUCUUCAAGCAGAAGCCCUCACCGGACAGCAUUCCCUCGCGAAUUCAGAAGGCUGCGAAGCUCAAGUUCCUGCAGCGGCAGAAAGAGUCGCUGCUGGAUCAGAGCGAGCUGGAGAUGCUCUGGAUGUGCCUGCGGGAGAACCGCACGCUACCUGACGAGGACUCGGGCACUGAGCGGAUCAACUACGACGACUUCACGCAGGUGGCGGCGGUGUGCGCGGAGCGCGUGGGCAGCAAGUGCCAGCGGUUCUUCACGGCCGCCACGUUCCUCACCUUCGAGGCGGACGACUCGGGGCGCAUCGCCAUCCUGCCCUUCUACCUCUACGUCAUGCGCUGGGUGUCCAUUACUCAGACGCGCAUUGACAUGUCCAUGUUGGACCAUGACGGGGAUGGGUACCUCAAGCCAUCCGAGAUGGAGGCGUACAUCCGAGGGCUGGUGCCGUCGCUGAAGCUGCUCAAGGGCAUGGAGCCCGAGUUCCUCGACACCUACUGCCGCAUCUCCACGCGCAAGUUCCUCUUCUUCUGCGACCCACAAAAGAGAGGCAAGCUGUUGAUUCGCGAGGUGCUACUGUCACCCGUGCUAUCUGAACUCAUGGAACUGAGACAGGAUGCGGAGGGCGAGGACCAACUGGCUGCGCUGCAGGAGAACUGGUUUGCACUGUCAUCCGCCAAGAGAAUACAUCAGAUGUUCAUGGCUCUGGACGUGGACCGCAGUGGCGGGCUGUCCAAAGAGGAGUUGAGGGCGUUCAACGAUGACAACCUCACUGAUAUCUUCAUUGAACGAGUGUUUGACGAGCACGUGCGCAAGGCGAGGGGCCACGGGGGCGUGCGGGGGGAGAUGGACUUGGGGUCGUUUCUGGACGUGGUGUUGGCGCUGGACAACAAGCACACGCCCGAGGGCCUCGCCUACAUCUUCAAGUGCCUCGACCUGCACGAGCGCGGCUUUCUUACUACGGCUGAUGUCUACACGCUCUUCAGGUCGGUGCACAAGCGGUGGAUGGAGGGAGGCAACUACGAGCUGAUGAUCGAGGAUGUGAAGGAUGAGAUCUGGGACAUGGUGAAGCCGCAGGACCCCCUGAGAAUCACCCUGGAGGACCUGGUAGACUGCAAGCAGGGCGAGACAGUGUGCAACAUGCUGAUUGACAUUGGCGGUUUCUGGGCGCACGACAACCGGGAGAAUCUCGCAGCUCAGCAGGACCCCGAGCCGCCGUAA